Molecule: messenger RNA, 1243 nt
Organism: Williopsis jadinii
Lineage: Eukaryota; Fungi; Ascomycota; Saccharomycetes; Phaffomycetales; Wickerhamomycetaceae
Gene: DIC1
Product: Dic1p
Exons: 1
Coding region: 153-1079 (308 amino acids)
Biological process (GO): oxaloacetate transport; thiosulfate transport; phosphate ion transmembrane transport
Molecular function (GO): antiporter activity; oxaloacetate transmembrane transporter activity; sulfate transmembrane transporter activity
Source: RefSeq, a predicted model, not a curated record
CGAAGAAGCGCACCAGCAGACACAAUUUUUUUUUGUCUCUUUUGUCCACUCUUUUCCAUCCUUAAAAGGUGUUUCAGUCUCGUCUUUUGCUGCUUAUAAUUGACCUCUGAUCCUGUCCAUUGCACAAGAACAAGAGUGCUAUAUUCAUCACCAUGUCGUCACACAAGACCAGUGCUUUGGCUAGCUCUACGGCUAAUACCCAAACCCUUGAUUCUAGAGCAUCGACAAAGCCGCGUGAAAAAUGGCCAUUUUGGUAUGGAGGUUUCGGUGGUGGUGUUGCUUGUAUCUGUACGCACCCGCUGGAUCUUGCGAAAGUCCGUCUCCAAACUGCCCCUAUUCCUAAGCCAACUCUGUUUCAAAUGGCUGGAUCUAUUUUGAAGCAUGAUGGUAUAACUGGGAUCUAUUCUGGGUUGUCUGCGGGCUUGCUCAGACAGGCCACCUACUCGCUGACGAGAUUUGGUGUCUAUGAAUACUUGAAGGACAAUUAUGUCCCUGCUGAUAAGCAAAGCUCGAUGUCCUAUCUAUUACCAAUCUCCAUGUUCAGUGGUGGUGUUGGUGGUAUGGUUGGUAAUCCUUCUGAUAUCGUCAACAUCCGUAUGCAGAACGAUACAGGUUUGCCAAAGGGUGAGAGACGUAACUAUAGAAAUGCAUUUGAUGGUGUUUACAGAAUCAUCAGAGAAGAAGGUGCAUCUGCUCUGUUCCGUGGCUUGGGUACAAACUUGUUUAGAGGUGUCCUCAUGACAUCCUCCCAGGUUGUCACUUACGACAUCGCCAAGGAUCAACUCAUUAAGCAUUUGCAUAUGAACAAGGAUUCAUUUGCAACGUUCUUUUCCGCAUCUUUAAUCUCUGGUCUCGUUGCUACCACCAUUUGUUCUCCAGCUGAUGUGUUGAAGACGAGAAUUAUGAACUCCAGUGGUUCCGGUGAAAGUGUUGUUCAAAUCCUCACACAUGCAUUGCAGAAUGAAGGUCCAGGUUUCAUGUUUAGAGGUUGGUUACCAAGUUUCGUCAGACUGGGUCCAAACACCAUCAUCAUCUUCCUGGUUGUUGAAGAGCUCAAGCGCAAAAGAGUUGGAAUGUGAGCGUGUUGAUCAUUGUUGUCGAAUAAAAUUAAUUAAUUACACUGGACACGAGUGAGGGUAAGGAUGAGUUUCACACAGUUAAUCUGACAUUGCUCUUCACAAAGUAGUCAUAAUAAUAUAAAUAACAUCAUAAUAAUAAUAAAAAAGAGGAUCGUUAAAUAGAG